Oryza brachyantha (malo sina) is the source of this 1599-nucleotide messenger RNA. Its product is annotated as ribosomal protein L11 methyltransferase. The transcript is spliced from 7 exons. Bases 72 to 1298 code for a protein of 408 amino acids. Gene Ontology annotation, molecular function: protein-lysine N-methyltransferase activity. Gene Ontology annotation, cellular component: mitochondrion. The record is from RefSeq and is a predicted model, not a curated record. NCBI's taxonomy places the organism in Eukaryota, Viridiplantae, Streptophyta, Magnoliopsida, Poales, Poaceae. Gene Ontology annotation, biological process: peptidyl-lysine trimethylation.
CUAGAGCCCCGCGCUCCGCGCCAAGCCGUCCAUUCCGGUGCGUAAUUGUUGUGCGUGUGUGCGCCGCCGAGAUGCUGCCGCGGGCGCUCCCCGGCGGCGCCGCCCCGCUCCGCCGCCUCUGCCGCCGCCUCCUCCUCUCCUCGCCCCGAACCCCGUCGCCUUCCUCCUCUCCAUACAGCGUCAGCAGCAGAGCCUCGCCUCUCCUCCUCCUCCUCUCGGCCCACCCCUCGCCGUUCCGCGCCGGCGACUACGCCCCCCCGGCCUCGAGCGGCGCCUGGCGAGGCGUGAGCUCGUGCGGCAGCGCCAGCGCGGUCGACGUCGAGGACGAGCCGGCCUCCUCCUCCAGCUCCGACCUCUCCUCGCCGUACCUCUCUGUCCGCAUUCGCUGCCGCAAGGAGGACGCUGAAGUGCUCUCUGAGUCCCUCUUGUGCUUUGGUGCUACCUCCGUCACCGUGGAUGACAUUGCCGCUGCUGGAAGUCUCGAUGAAAUCACAAUCACCUCUAUUUAUGCUCAUGGGGAAGAUGUGUGCUUGAGCGUAUCGAAUGCUGCGAGCUCAGCUGGAUUGGAUUACACUCCGGUGUAUGAAAGCUCCGUAGGAAAGCAGUGUGACUGGGUGGCAGUUGUGCAGGAAACUUACGAUUCUACUAAAGUCAUUGAUGGUCUUUGGGUUAUUCCUAAAUGGAGAACUCCCCCAGAUCCACAGGCCAUCAAUAUAAUCAUCAAUCCAGGCCUGGCUUUUGGGACUGGGGAGCAUCCCACAACUAAACUGUGUCUUCUUCUUCUACGGGAAACAGUUAGAGGGGGUGAACAUUUCUUGGAUUAUGGAACAGGCACCGGAGUUUUGGCAAUUGCAGCUCUGAAGAUGGGCGCUGCACUGUGCACUGGGAUAGACAUAGACCCUCAGGCUGUAACAUCUUCUUGUGAAAACAUGAUGCUGAAUGGUAUAGAUUCCAACAAAAUGCUUGUUUACUUGGUACCAAAUAAUGCUCAGCCUGCAUGCUUCCCAAGUAAUAUUGACAAAUCAGAAGAGAGCAAACCCCCCAGUGACCUUGAGUUGAAGUCGUCAAAAGGAUCGUAUGACAUCGUUGCAGCAAAUAUACUGCUGAAUCCCUUGCUGGAGUUAGUUGAGGACAUUGUUAGUUAUGCAAAACCUGGCGGAAUAGUUGCUGUCUCAGGGAUAUUAAGUGAACAGGUGCUGAAAGUUGAAGAAGCUUACUCCAGGUACUUGAAGAACAUCUCAGUAUCAGAAAUUGAUGGAUGGGCCUGCCUUCGGGGAAACAGGAGAGCAGAGGGGUGAAAUUAUUUGACUAUACACAUUCUUCUGACAUUUAAGAGACUUUCCUCUUAAACAGACCAAGAUUUUGCAUAACUUCUUGACAUAAUUUGGUAACAUUACUUGAAUAUUCAUGUGCUGUUUUUGAUUACAAACUACUUGAAUAAUAUUAUAUCUGCAUUGACCCUGGCCCGAUGCAUGAGCAGCAUGAGUAUCCUAAAUUACAGUUGCAAAUUUAGAUUCAGCAUUUUUACCCUGUGAAACCCUACUGUUGAGACUGGGCCUUUGUAUUUUUGAAGCAAUAUUGUUAAGAUCCAUUUCAGCG